ACGUUACAGCUUGGCAGCUUUCAAUUAACAAUUUAGUAUUUAAAACAUUGUUGAUGUUUUUCAAGAAAAGUCCUUAUUGUUAUUUAAUAAAAAAGCCUUCUAUUAUUUUACUUAAUACCACGAUGACCCUUAACCUAGGAAGAAAAGAUGGAGGGCCAGGAUAUGUUGGUAUUCAGUUUUGCCAAGAAUGUAAUAACAUGCUUUACCCGCGCGAAGAUAAAAAUAAUAAAGUAUUGCUAUAUGCCUGUAGAAAUUGUGACUACAAACAAUUAGCCGAUUCUAAUUGUGUAUAUGUUAACAAAAUUAUGCACGAAGUUGACGAAUUAACGCAUAUAAAUCCUGAUGUCGUGAGUGAUCCUACACUGCCCAGAACAAAAGAUCACAUGUGCCCAAAAUGUAAUCAUCGUGAAGCUGUAUUCUUCCAAGGGCAGACAAGAAGAGCAGAAGAAGAAAUGAGACUUUAUUAUGUAUGUACAAGUUGCAAGCACAGAUGGACUGAGUGAAUAUGUUUUUUAUGUAUUGUAUUAGUUAUUAACCAAAAUAAAGAUAUUAAA
Messenger RNA from Pieris brassicae (large cabbage white), 554 nucleotides. RefSeq names its product DNA-directed RNA polymerase II subunit RPB9 (gene RpII15). Gene Ontology annotation, cellular component: RNA polymerase II, core complex. Gene Ontology annotation, molecular function: DNA-directed RNA polymerase activity; nucleic acid binding; zinc ion binding. Lineage: Eukaryota; Metazoa; Arthropoda; Insecta; Lepidoptera; Pieridae. The record is from RefSeq and is a predicted model, not a curated record. The transcript has a single exon. The coding region runs from base 54 to 503 and encodes 149 amino acids. Gene Ontology annotation, biological process: maintenance of transcriptional fidelity during transcription elongation by RNA polymerase II; transcription initiation at RNA polymerase II promoter; DNA-templated transcription.